Molecule: messenger RNA, 1536 nt
Organism: Daldinia childiae
Lineage: Eukaryota; Fungi; Ascomycota; Sordariomycetes; Xylariales; Hypoxylaceae
Product: V-type proton ATPase subunit B
Exons: 4
Coding region: 1-1536 (511 amino acids)
Biological process (GO): proton transmembrane transport; ATP metabolic process
Cellular component (GO): proton-transporting V-type ATPase, V1 domain
Molecular function (GO): proton-transporting ATPase activity, rotational mechanism; ATP binding
Source: RefSeq, a predicted model, not a curated record
AUGGAUCCUAGAGAAUCUUCUUCGUAUUCCAUCAUACCUAGGAUUCGGUACAACACCGUCAGCGGUGUCAACGGACCUUUGGUCAUAUUGGAUAACGUCAAAUUCCCGCGCUACAAUGAAAUCGUUACCCUAACACUCCCUGAUGGAACAGAGAGAUCCGGUCAAGUCCUCGAAGCCCGAGGCAACCGCGCCGUUGUGCAGGUUUUCGAGGGCACGUCAGGCAUUGAUGUCAAAAAGACUAAAGUCGAGUUUACGGGAGAGAGCUUAAAGCUGGGCGUAUCAGAAGACAUGCUGGGACGUAUCUUCGAUGGAUCUGGCAGAGCUAUCGACAAGGGCCCUAAAGUGUUGGCUGAGGAUUACCUCGACAUCAACGGCAGCCCUAUCAAUCCCUACUCAAGAGUAUACCCCGAAGAAAUGAUAUCGACCGGUAUUUCGACUAUCGACACGAUGAACUCGAUUGCCCGAGGUCAGAAAAUUCCUAUUUUCUCCGCCGCCGGUUUACCUCACAACGAAAUUGCCGCCCAGAUUUGCCGACAAGCUGGCUUGGUCAAGCAAAAGGGGGCUACGAAUAAGGGUGUGCAUGAUGACCACGAGGAGAACUUCUCCAUUGUAUUCGCCGCCAUGGGUGUCAACUUAGAAACUGCCCGAUUCUUUACCCAGGAUUUCGAGCAGAACGGUAGCUUGGAGCGUGUUACACUCUUCCUCAACCUUGCAAAUGAUCCUACAAUCGAGCGUAUCAUCACCCCUCGUCUUGCACUUACUACCGCCGAGUACUACGCCUACCAACUUGAGAAGCACGUUCUGGUCAUUCUUACAGAUCUUUCGGCUUACUGUGAUGCUCUUCGUGAGGUAUCUGCCGCCCGAGAAGAAGUGCCAGGUCGACGUGGUUUCCCCGGUUACAUGUACACUGAUUUAUCUACGAUCUACGAACGAGCCGGUCGUGUCGAGGGCCGAAAUGGUUCCAUCACCCAAAUCCCCAUCUUGACCAUGCCUAACGAUGAUAUCACGCAUCCCAUUCCCGAUUUGACGGGAUAUAUCACCGAAGGCCAGAUUUUCGUCGACCGCCAGCUCGACAACCGUGGUAUCUACCCGCCCAUCAACGUGCUACCAUCUCUCUCCCGUCUCAUGAAGUCUGCUAUUGGUGAGGGAAUGACCCGAAAGGAUCACGGUGACGUGUCCAAUCAACUGUACGCGAAAUAUGCCAUUGGUCGUGAUGCUGCAGCUAUGAAAGCUGUCGUCGGCGAGGAGGCCUUGUCCGCCGAAGACAAAUUGUCCCUAGAAUUCCUCGAGAAAUUUGAGCGGCAAUUUGUCGCACAGGGCGCAUACGAACAACGGAGUAUUUACGACUCUCUAGAUAUCGCGUGGAGUCUCUUGCGUAUCUUCCCUAAGGAGCUCCUGAACCGUAUCCCCGCCAAGAUCAUUAACGAAUAUUAUCAACGUUCGGCUACGGAUCGAAAGGGAAAAGGGAAGGAGAGAAAUGAUAAGGGUGUAAAGGACACAGAUGCACCAGAGGAGGAGAACCUUGUCGACGUAUAA